This is a messenger RNA of Fukomys damarensis (Damara mole-rat), 1916 nucleotides long. It is a transcript of the gene Atp6ap2, whose product is annotated as ATPase H+ transporting accessory protein 2. The record is from RefSeq and is a predicted model, not a curated record. Lineage: Eukaryota; Metazoa; Chordata; Mammalia; Rodentia; Bathyergidae. Gene Ontology annotation, biological process: positive regulation of Wnt signaling pathway. The transcript is spliced from 8 exons. The annotation marks the transcript as partial. Gene Ontology annotation, molecular function: signaling receptor activity. Gene Ontology annotation, cellular component: membrane; external side of plasma membrane.
UCUGUUUUCUUCUUAGGUGUUUUAGGGAAUGAGUUUAGUAUAUUAAGAUCACCAGGGUCCGUUGUCUUCCGAAAUGGAAAUUGGCCUAUACCAGGAGAGCGAGUCCCAGAUGUGGCUGCACUGUCCAUGGGCUUCUCUGUGAAAGAAGACCUUUCUUGGCCAGGACUCGCAGUGGGUAACUUAUUCCAUCGGCCCAGGGCCACCGUCAUGGUGCUGGUGAAGGGAGUUGACAAGCUGGCUCUCCCUCCAGGCAGUGUCGUCUCGUAUCCUUUAGAGAAUGCAGUUCCUUUUAGUCUCGACAGCGUUGCAAAUUCCAUUCACUCCUUAUUUUCUGAAGAAACUCCUGUAGUUUUGCAGUUGGCUCCCAGUGAGGAAAGAGUGUAUAUGGUGGGGAAGGCAAAUUCAGUUUUUGAAGAUCUUUCAGUCACAUUACGGCAGCUGCAUAAUCGCCUGUUUCAAGAAAACUCCGUUCUCAAUUCACUUCCCCUCAAUUCUCUGAGUAGGAACAAUGAAGUUGACCUCCUCUUCCUUUCUGAACUGCAAGUGCUCCAUGACAUUUCAAGUUUGUUGUCUCGUCACAAGCAUCUGGCCAAGGACCAUUCUCCUGAUUUAUAUUCUCUGGAGCUGGCAGGUUUAGAUGAAAUUGGGAAACGUUAUGGGGAAGACUCCGAACAAUUCAGAGAUGCUUCUAGGAUCCUCGUUGAUGCUUUGCAAAAGUUUGCAGAUGACAUGUACAAUAUUUAUGGUGGAAAUGCAGUGGUGGAAUUAGUGACUGUCAAAUCGUUUGACACAUCUCUUGUGAGGAAGACAAGGACUAUCCUAGAGACAAAACCGGAGAACACUGCAAGUCCCUUUAACCUUGCAUACAAGUAUAAUUUUGAGUACGCAGUGGUUUUCAACAUGAUACUUUGGAUAAUGAUUGCAUUGGCCUUGGCUGUGAUUAUCACCUCUUACAACAUUUGGAAUAUGGAUCCUGGCUACGAUAGCAUCAUUUACAGGAUGACAAACCAGAAGAUUCGCAUGGACUGAGCUUUCCUCAUGCCAGACUUAGACAAGGGGUUUGGACAUGAACUGUUAUUAAAAUAUACCUUUUAGUGUAGUUUAAAAUAGUACACUUUUAUCGCUUCUCGGCCUUUUGGCUAAGAUCAAGUAUAAAAUAGUACACUUUAAAAAAAAAACAGCAACUUUUGUUCUGUAUUUUGUGUGUACUUGUGAUUUUUUUAGAGUAUUGAUAUGAAUCAAAAUAUGUGAUAUAGACUCAUAAUAUGCUUGAGUAUUAUGAUAUAGCUAUUUAAUAACAUGAUUUCAUUCCAUUUAGUAAAUUUGGAAAGAUGCACUGAAAGAAAUGUAAAACAGAGUAGCGUGUGUUAUCUAUGUUGGAAAAAAUGCACUGAACUUAUUAGAGAAACUUACAAAUGCUUGCUUGUAUAGAACAAAUGAAAAUCCUAUUUGGGCUGUUACAUACUAUGAAUUAUUUGUAAAUGUAUUAAUUAUGUAAAUAUCUCUGAAAUGAGAGACAUUUUCUUAGUGCAGCCCUAAAAUACUAGAUGUGCUUAAACAGUCACUUAGUUUUGAACUGUGUCUGAUUGACAGUGUGGCUAUUUUUAACUUCUGCUUCAAGUUUGGUGAUUCGUGUGUCUAGUACGGACAUUAAAAAUGCUACAGUGAUUCUAAGAAGAGACUGACUCCAUGGCAUGUAGAUGCUCGUAAUUAGAUAUGAAAAACAAGUCUUAGGGGGACAUCUCAAGGCAUGAAUCUAAAAUAUUUUUACUUCAGUAACUUUUCCCCCUGUGAAGUUACUGUGGUCUGUGGUACAACUUUAUUCUGUAAAAUAUUAGGUGGAAGUGGAUGAUUUGUACUUUUCUCGUGGAAGUGGACCAAUGUCUAUAAAGAGUCACAAAUAAAAUUAAUGAUUA